AGCUAAUCAGAGACGGCGGGGUGUGCACUUUCGCGUUGUCCCCACCUUCCGGUGCUUGGCAAUUUAGAGUCGCGCGCCCGGCGGGAAUGUAAGAUGGCGGAAUAGCAACGCGAAGUGCUUAGUACUUGUCUCCAGUAGGACUUCGCUUCCAACCUCGGGGCAGCAGCAACAGUCACUGAGCGCAAAGCACCCAGGGUAGCUGGCCAAAAUGCCGAAUAUCAAAAUCUUCAGCGGCAGCUCCCACCAGGAUUUAUCUCAGAAAAUUGCUGAUCGCCUGGGCCUGGAGCUAGGCAAGGUGGUGACUAAGAAAUUUAGCAACCAGGAGACCUGCGUGGAAAUCGGUGAGAGUGUGCGUGGAGAAGAUGUCUACAUCGUUCAGAGUGGCUGUGGAGAAAUCAACGACAAUCUCAUGGAGCUGUUGAUCAUGAUUAAUGCCUGCAAAAUUGCUUCAGCCAGUCGGGUCACUGCAGUCAUCCCCUGUUUCCCCUAUGCCCGGCAGGAUAAGAAGGAUAAGAGCCGGGCUCCAAUCUCAGCCAAGCUUGUUGCAAAUAUGCUGUCUGUAGCAGGUGCAGAUCAUAUCAUCACCAUGGAUCUACAUGCCUCUCAAAUUCAGGGCUUUUUUGAUAUCCCAGUGGACAAUUUGUAUGCCGAGCCAGCUGUCCUGAAGUGGAUAAAGGAGAAUAUCUCUGAGUGGAGGAACUGCACAAUUGUCUCCCCCGAUGCAGGUGGAGCUAAGAGAGUGACCUCCAUUGCAGACCGGUUGAAUGUGGACUUUGCCUUGAUUCAUAAAGAACGGAAGAAAGCUAAUGAAGUGGACCGCAUGGUGCUCGUGGGAGAUGUGAAGGAUCGAGUGGCCAUCCUUGUGGACGACAUGGCUGACACGUGUGGCACAAUCUGUCAUGCAGCUGACAAACUUCUCUCAGCUGGAGCCACCAGAGUUUAUGCUAUCUUGACGCACGGAAUUUUUUCUGGCCCAGCCAUCUCUCGCAUCAACAAUGCAUGCUUUGAAGCAGUAGUGGUCACCAAUACCAUACCUCAAGAGGAUAAGAUGAAGCAUUGCUCCAAAAUACAGGUGAUUGACAUUUCCAUGAUCCUUGCAGAAGCCAUCAGGAGAACACACAACGGGGAAUCGGUUUCCUACCUUUUCAGCCAUGUCCCUUUGUAACAAUCACUUCAGAGGCUUUGGAAAAAGAAACAUCACCCCGCCCUUUGUUUUUCCCUUGGUAUUUGACAAAAACUUCUGCAGAAGACCCAGCUUGCUCCAGUGUAGCUUUCCGCAUCCCACACCCGGUAUUUUACAGUUUAUCCUAAUUUGGGGAGAGACAGCUUAAAAUUGCUGGCAUCUCCAACCUGCAUUGUCUCAUUCUGGCUUCCUUGUUGAUUUGGGGAGCCUUGCAGCUUUAACUCUAGCUCAGCUACUACAAGUGUUCCAGCUUGGAGGGUGUCAUGUGGAGCUGUUUGAAGGUGACUGGGGAAGCUUAGAUUGCUUUGCAUGUGAAUACUUCAGGGGUUUUGGGUGUUGUUCAGAACAACUAGCAACCAAGUCAAC
This is a messenger RNA of Chrysochloris asiatica (Cape golden mole), 1549 nucleotides long. It is a transcript of the gene PRPS1, whose product is annotated as phosphoribosyl pyrophosphate synthetase 1. Lineage: Eukaryota; Metazoa; Chordata; Mammalia; Afrosoricida; Chrysochloridae. Gene Ontology annotation, biological process: ribonucleoside monophosphate biosynthetic process; 5-phosphoribose 1-diphosphate biosynthetic process; purine nucleotide biosynthetic process. Gene Ontology annotation, cellular component: ribose phosphate diphosphokinase complex; cytoplasm. The transcript has 7 exons. The record is from RefSeq and is a predicted model, not a curated record. Bases 209 to 1165 code for a protein of 318 amino acids. Gene Ontology annotation, molecular function: magnesium ion binding; ATP binding; ribose phosphate diphosphokinase activity.